Molecule: messenger RNA, 1374 nt
Organism: Coprinopsis cinerea okayama7#130
Lineage: Eukaryota; Fungi; Basidiomycota; Agaricomycetes; Agaricales; Psathyrellaceae
Exons: 4
Coding region: 1-1374 (457 amino acids)
Source: RefSeq, a predicted model, not a curated record
AUGCCCAAAGAUAUUUCAAGGCCGUCGCUACCGACAUCGUCCUCAGACUUUGCGCUGCCCCCAAUAUCCAGUCCUGGAGCUUCUGGUUCAUCUGUGACACUCGACGACCCCAACUAUUUACUUCAACGUUUUCGACGCCCUAGCCUCCUCUCAUCACGCAUCCAUAGCCCGCUCUCCUCGUCAUUUACUCUCCAUCAUGCGCGGCGACGUAGCCAGAGUCAAGCUGCCUUCAUCGCAGAAGAGUCUGAGAGCGAGAAAGAACGAAUGUCCACAGACUCGCCUAGCAGCUCUGAAAAUGCAACUCCACCCUUGAAAGGGUCUGAAAACGGCGAUGAUGAGCCAGUCACGGCCAAACCAAAGCCUUCGAAGCCUCCACUUACUCCACCCCGAAGGAGGUCAUCUGCUGCAAGCAUGGAUUCCGACAUGCCCACUAUUUUUAACAGACGACUCGCUUUCCCUCUUAAGCCGCCCCGUAUUUUAAAGAUCCUUUCAGAGCCGAAACCUGAAGAAGACGAAGUCAAGUCAGAAGCCGCUUUCCAGCGCCUGCUCCAUUCAAACUCUGAGCUACCUAUUCCUCCCCGGACACCAAGACCAUUUACCGACAGAGGGAGAUAUCCCGAGGAAGCGCCGGUACAUGAAGAAGAAACACAGCGGGAAGAGACACCAAGCGACGAUGAGCUCGAGCUGGACGAACCCUUUGCAUUCAGCGCACCUCCUCCGCCCGCCACUGGCACCCAGCCUAUCAACAUUGUACGACAAAAGACACAGACGCCUGCUGGAAGUGCUGCUGGGAGUGUCAACGGAGACGAUGCUAGCAUGCUGAUGAGCGUCUCCGAGACCAGCUCCUCCAGCUUUGGAGGCAAUAAUAUGAUGGAUGUCGAUAUGGUUCCUGGGUCUCCUCUCCUGCCAUCCAUUUCAAGUACCUCUUGGAGGUAUACCCCGCCACCAACGUCAAGUGCCGUCCGUUCUAACAAACGAAAACUGGAAGAUAGGUUCGAUCCAUACCCUACAAGCUCGAAGCGCAGGGCAGUUUCUCCGUCCCUGCACUAUCUACGCGACCCUAUGAUGGCUUCCAUGAGUUCUCCAAUGGGGAGAGGCAACAAUGGAAAUCCGAGGGCCUAUCCCAUCUCUAUUCCCAUCACUAUUCCUUCAUCCACAGCAAGCUCCGCUGCAUCAUCACCCACCAUCGCAUCGAGUUCAUACACACAAUACCCUAGGCUGGCUAGCAACACUUCGAGUCCGACCAUGAGGUCUGCGCCCAUGUUGCUAGCAAGUCCAAUAUUGAGGCCUAUACCUCGUCGAAGGCAGGAGGGAGAAGAGAGAGAAGUUGCCGGGGCUGGAGAGGCAGUCAAUGGGCUCACCCUUACUGAGUGA